Messenger RNA from Penicillium pulvis, 984 nucleotides. RefSeq lists its product as uncharacterized. Gene Ontology annotation, molecular function: protein binding. Bases 1 to 984 code for a protein of 327 amino acids. The transcript has 6 exons. Lineage: Eukaryota; Fungi; Ascomycota; Eurotiomycetes; Eurotiales; Aspergillaceae. The record is from RefSeq and is a predicted model, not a curated record.
AUGGGAUGGGCGAUAUUUUGUGCCAUAUGUGGUGGUCCCUUCUCCAGCGAAGUGGAUAUAGACCCUGAGAAUACGGACGAGUGUUAUCGCGACGAAGUUCUGAGGGAUUUCGACCUGGGAUGGUUGGACGAUCUCUGUGCUCUGGAUAUCAACCCUGGCGCGCUUGGGAAUGAUAAAUCUUUUCUCACUGGUAUCGGUGACGCUCAGGACUAUGGAAUUGUUGAGGUUGCCAUGGGAGAAGAUCCGAACUUUCCCAUACAGAAUAAUGCCCCUAUGAUUGCCUAUCAUGACCAUGCCGGCAUUGGUGACUCUCGCGAGCCUCAUGUUUUUCCUUUCCAUCCAAUUUGCUACAAGGAUAUCCUCCAGAGAUGCAUCCGCCAGGAAGAUUCCAAGCAGAUUAGGAGGGACGUCCUGUUUGAUGUCUUUGAAGGGUUGAAUGGGGGGCAGUACGUCAGGUUGCAGCUUAAUUAUGGCGAACCAGAGCCUCCCGCAGAGCAAAUUUGGUAUACCAAUCCAGUUGAAAUUCCCCAGCUGGAUGUCGAUUUUGAUAUCAUCAUGAAGUCCCAAGACAAAAAGGCAGGACAGGUUCAGAAUCCCCAAGGCAAAGACGUUUUCAAUAGGCUCCCAACUGAGUUGCGGCAUGAGGUUUUCAAACUCCUUCCAGCUGGAUGUAUUCUUGCUCUGAAGGCCGCCUCGUGGGUGAUGCAUACUACUACCUUGUCACACGAGUUUUGGAAGCACAGAUUAAGAAGUGAAAUGCCGUGGCUUUGGGAACUUCAUGAUUUCGACGUCUUCGAAUCUCAAGAAUUAGAAGCUAAAGCUUCCAAGCUACUUCUCGACAUUCCGGUGAAAAGUCAGUACACAUCCAAGAAUGAUGAUUAUAUUUUGGGACUUGCCAACAGGAGGAGGAUUUGGGGCAUCUGCGAGCAGAUUCAAAGUUUGUACUUUGAGAAACUCAAGGAUGUUCCCAAUGCAGACAGCUAG